Molecule: messenger RNA, 5103 nt
Organism: Exophiala oligosperma
Lineage: Eukaryota; Fungi; Ascomycota; Eurotiomycetes; Chaetothyriales; Herpotrichiellaceae
Exons: 3
Coding region: 562-4656 (1364 amino acids)
Molecular function (GO): protein binding
Source: RefSeq, a predicted model, not a curated record
CUUCCCUUACAUCAUAUAACUUCACAAUCUGCAUUCGCCCCUCGAUCAAUCGACUGCCUGCCUCCCGGACCAAGUGUUCCUGCUGUCUCUGCCGACGAAGUCACUCCCGACUUGGCCGUACCUGCCGUACACCUCCUCUGCUCGUCGAGACACCGCCUCACAUCUUCAGCCGACGCCCAGCGUGCGCAUUUGCUCAGCGCACACAGCUCCCGCCACGACGGACAUCCCUCUCGUAAAUCCGAAAGCAGUCUGUUGCCCAAGUGCCCCUUUCCCGGGCGUUUUCUCCUGUUGAUUGGUUCCCGUCGUUUUGGUUUUGCUCAUGCUUCGAGAUCCAUCAACUCACACCUGAUCGCAGUUGCAUUCGCGGCAACUGACUUGUCCUCGUACUUUCCUCAAGAAUACAUCCGUCGCUCGAGAUGUUUUCGGUUUUGUCUCUAUCAUAUCAAGCUUGGGUAGCACAUUCUGAUAUCAGCCGCACGCUGAUAUUAAUGUGCUAAAGAUUUAUUUUCUUCUGUCUGUUUUCGUUUCUUUUCAUACGAAUGGCUUGUAUGGCCAUCCGGCAUGGAUUUUACCACUUCGUCGCAUCACAGAGAUGCAAAACUUCCUGGGAAAAGGACAUGGACUCCAGGAACCCCUGAUCGAUCUGCGGGCAGUCCGUUAUCUAAACCAUUGUCAGGUGAACAUGCAUCGAUCAUCCAGACAAGUGAUGAUACUCUGCCCAGGAAGAAAACCAAGCUCUCCUCUCCGCUGCCGGUGUCUUCUCCACCACGGCCGGGAGGCGAGUUGUCCCGCACUAGGCGGAAGGUGGAGGAUUUACCGGACAAAAUCUUGCGGCAUAUUUUCAUGUUUCUUCAUCCUGUCACCCUGGGGCGAUUGAUUCGUGUCAAUCGCCGUUUCCAUUCGUUGCUUGACCCCAGCGUCCCCUUGCAGGAAGACCUGGCUCCAACGAGCCAAAUUGCAUUGCAAAGUCAGGAUAAAAUUUGGGCUGCGUCCAGAAGACGGUUUCUGCCAGGCUUCCCAAAGCCCUUGGAGAAGUUGACAGAGUUGGACAUGUGGCGACUCAUUCGAGGCCGGUCAUGCCAAUUCUGUCAUGCUGCAUCCUCAAAAGAGCGAUCGGAGACUUCAACAUCUCCUUGGAGCGCCGGUCCCGGACCAGUGGAUGUACGUACGAUCUGGCCAUUCCGCAUAAGAAGUUGUGGCAGAUGCUUAGAGAAACGAAUUGUCAAGGAAACGGAAGUACUGAUCACAGGCUCCUCCGUCCUCCUACCUGCCUUGGCCUAUGCUAUAUUGACUUCCUCAUUGGACUAUGUUCCCUCAACACUGCUCGAGCGAACAGCGCCGCCUUCUCAUGUUCAGCUUACCAAGUACUAUCUAAAAGCUCAUCUCGAAGAAAUGCAAGCCGAGCGUGGUAACGUCCAGGCACUCGGGACUGCUGCCUUGGAAGAGUGGUACAAGGGGCUGGAAAGCUUGGGGAGAGAUAAACUUUUGGAUGCUGCAAAAUUAGAGCAAUGGGAACUUCAAGGCGGUCCCUCGAAGAUCGCCGUACCCGUAGCGGAUAGUGCUUUCGAUACUAUCCAAUCGACCGAAACACCUGUGGCUCGGGAUCGUCCGUUUCCUGCACGCGCCCAACCAAUGCAGGUAAACCAACCGACAACUUUGCCACCAUCUAUAUCGGGGGGCUUGUCUCCCAGUUCAGGCUCUAUGGAGAUCGACACAAGUAGGCCGCACACUGCUACAUCUUUCCGAAAUCUUUCAAAGCAAAAGACCGAGAAGAGUAAGGAUGAGGCAGAGCAGGUCAAGCUCACACGCCGGGAAGCAAUCGAACAGCGGUGCCUGGCCAUGAAACCACCUAUAAUGCCAGCAACUCUGGCCUUCAUGGAAGCUUUCAAGGCUUCGAUUAAAAUCGCCAUGCCGCUCAACGAGAAUGCUUGGGAAAUAUUAAAGCCACGUCUCCUCGCGCAACGUGCCGCUGCAGAACGUGAGGAACGACGUCAAAAUGCUGCCUCCAUGAAGCCCGACGAACUUGAAUUGUUUGAGCAGGAGCAACAUGUAGCACAAGAAAACGAAGCGAAUAUGUGGUCUGAACUGAAAAUUCCUUCCCGAGACAGAAUUCAACAAUACGCUCGCGAUUUUAUUCGCCAAACCUGGUCGGACGGUCGGGGUGUCACCAAAGCGACAGCUAGCAAGUUUGCAGCCGAGGUACUUUGUCAUGUACGCCAGCGCUUUGGUGAAGACCUUGCAGGCGAAGACAGAAUGCUUGCGCUGAAAGGAACAGCAUUUCCACAAGAUUCCGAGUCCCUGCUGUCUCGAAGGUUAAAGUUGAAGGACAUGAAGUGGACGUUCGAUGAGCUGGUCAAACCACAUACUGAACGUUUCGGUAAAGACCUGUUCCUGUGCCGCGUGUGCGAUAACACGCAGAAGUUGUUCCCGUUUGAAGCAGUCAUUCAACAUUAUGCUGCUAAGCACACUCACGAGCUAAGUCACGGCAAUGCUGUUGUUUACUGGGAUGCCGACUGGCCGGUUGAUCCGCCUUUUGAUCCCUCUCCAAACAUCCCGUGGGUACAGGACCAGAAUCGCAACCUUCAACAGCAGGCACAACAUCAAGGGCAGUCACCUGCCUGGCAACCUCCGAAUAGCAUGCGAAGUAGACCGCAACAAAAGGUCGCGGUCCAAAAUCCCGCGGUCGAUGUCACUAACCUGAUUGUUGAAUACUGGCGCAGGACUGAUGGCAUUUGGGACCUUUCCAAUCCAGUCCGACUUUACGUUAUCAUCCACCACGUUAGCUCGAGGUUCAAGCGGAUGUUCAACUUCGAACUUGGACUCCCGCUGUUUCGAGAUGUUUCAUUUAAUCGAUCCGAGCUGUUCUUUUUGCGCAAUUUGUCCGGACUCCGUUGCGCGAUCUGUGCCGAGAACUUGCGAUCUAUACCGAGCCGACAGGGUGAAGGCAGUGGAAUUGAGCAUGACGUUCCAAACUUACUGAGCCAUUUUCAAUCUGCUCACUACGACCUAGAUGCGUCGAGUAGCAACCUCAGUUUGCAUGGAGUGUCCCAAAGACCAGGCAACGGCGUGCAGGGUUUGGUUUGGACGAGGGAUAUGAUCCUACUUCCGAGCAGUGCGGCGAUAAUGGCUCUGCGGCACUCACGAGGCAUUGAUGAUGACAAACUUCAGGUCAUUGCUGAAGCCUUUCCUAAUUACUUUUCGGAAGCGUCACCAUAUGUCAGUAUGGGACAGCAUACUGCUCCGCUAAUCGACGCAGCCCCAUUGCCUGUUCCACAUUUUGCGGGACCACUGCCGCCUCGAACACGCAAUAUCAGUGCUUAUGACAGGGGCGCUCAGCCACACAUGGCGCGCUCAGAAGAGUCCUUCAACGCCCCAGAAGACGAAUACGAUCUUCAUAGACGUGGGCAUCUGGCGCUCCACAGACACCCUAUGGAGGGUCGGGCUGUUGUUCCUCCCCUACCACUCGAUCUGCUUGAGCACAGAGCCGCGACUUCAGCUGUCGAAAGAUACCCGUCUCGUCAGGAAUACCCUUCCAGAGUAUUCGAAUCUAGCCCUGCUUGGGAGACGCGCAAUCGACAAGGACCCCUUUCCCGAGACUCCAUGGUCUACUCGUAUGAAGACGAAUCAUCCAAAUGGGGGUCAUAUCGGGAGCCCUUGACCGCUUAUAGUGAAACCACCAUCUCCGAAGCUCGACCUAAUAGCAAAGCUGGAAGUCGACAUUCGUUCCAGUUGUCAGCGCCCUCGCAGCACUCCGCACCACAAGAUUCUUUGGGUGACGAUCGUGGGUCGACUGCAGCAGAGGAAUUCCUCGCAAAUUUUGACCCGAUGGCAGCUCAAGGUACCGCUGAAAUUGGAGGGCUCAGCGGCGCCUCGUUUGCGACGCGCAACGGAUCGCGACCUCCGGAAACGCUUGGCUCUAGACCGAGCACAGGGCUUUCUAGGAAUCAAAUCUCCCAUCGUCCAUUGCUUGAUGCAACUGGUGGAAGUGACGGAUCAUCACAGCGAAUGAAGACACCCGCGCUAGCAAUGGUCGAGAGUGGCAGAACGGCGUUGGACGAUUAUGACCGAGCCCAGCCUGGUAGCUAUGAAAUGGCGCCUCAUCUGCGGUCUGCAUUCUAUCUCCCUACGGGCCGGACCGGACAUGGUGACUAUCUUGAUGACUUUCCCGCGGUGCAACAUCGAACCCACCAGGACGAUGGUCUCAGGGAGGUGAUCGAGCGAGGACCAGCACCUGCUGAACCCCUAAUAGGAGCUCGUUACCACCCUGAGAAUAGAUACGCGCGUCGACUCAGACGGUAUGAGCCAUCUGUGGAAGUGUCUGGACAAGGAUAUCGUUAUCCCGCAGAAGAAGCUCCCACACGGUACGUUGAGGUCCGAGACGACAGACGCCCAUAUUACAUCGAGCACCAACGAUACAUUGAUGAAAGGUUGCCGGCCGAUGAAGUUGUGCGCCUCGGUGCCCGAGAUGCCGGCGCCGGUGAUGGCGGUUACCGUAUGCGCUAUCAUUAUGAGGGACAUGCGUUUCCUUCAGCCACUGAGCGCUAUCGCGUGAUUGAGCCUAUGGACGAGCCCGGUCGAGACCAUGCUGCGGAGGAUGAUGGCCGUGGAGUCAUGUACGAGGCCCAAUACCAGAGACGUCGCCAUGAAGCACCUUGAUUCCGUCAAGAGCUUUGCAAACGGUGCUUCCAGGCUCUUUCAUCAUGGUCAGAGGAGCAAGUCGUUGAAAGUACAAAGGCGCGGCGAAUGGGUUUGUCAUGGUUUGUGGCCAUGGGGGAAUCCGCACCCUCGAAACACAGGCUCGAAUGCCGAAGCUGGAAAAGUUUCCUUGUGAUUGAUUUAACAUGAUACCCCCUUCUGUACUCGUUAUCGGUUCUAUAUGGUGUAGCGUCUUUUCACCGCCCUAGAGUGCUCCUUUGAAUAAUACUACUUUUCGCCAUAUAUUGUUGACGGGAAGUUGAGCAUGUGUUUUUGGCCGACAGCUGGGCGUUGCUCUCAAACAAGCCCCCCAAAUCUUUCUGCGCCCUUGUGCAAUGAAGCAGAUGUGUUUUCGGGGGGAUUCACACCCUCGCUUCUAUGACGCCAAAAAGUGCAAUGGUGUGUAGG